GGCUGCCAUUUGUUAGUAACGUAUUUCUUUGAUUUAAUAUACAUUUUAUAAAAAAAGCUACGUUCGGUGCUUUUUCGUAGCGACAUUUAUAUACCACAUAUUCCCGUGAUUUGUACCUAAAACUGUUAUCCUGAAAAGUUUUACGGUUUAACAUUCCGCAGUGGGGAUGCUGUGCUGUAGGAGCGGAAGAGUCGCCCGUCAUCAGCCAUGUUCAUCAGUGUCUUUUUGUUGUGACAUUCUCGUGAUAUAAUAUUCUCAUGCAACGUUGUGCCUCGCCAAAGCAAGUCUUGUGCGCGUAUCGACACAUCUUGGUUUUUUCACAAACGAUUUUUCGUAUUCUCUCGUGUCGUUUCGUCGUGUUAUGUGUUCCGUUCCAUUCUAUUCCUUUUUGUUCCGUUCUAUACCGUCUUGACUCACUUCGUCUCAUCUUAUCUUGUUUUAUCCCGUCUCGUUUCAUCCUUUAGGAACUUCCCAUUGCUUUUGCCUGUUGCUAUCAAGUAAAGAUUAAAUGAAAGAGGAAGAAUUAUGAUAGAUCGGUAGCAACAGAGGUGUGGCGAGGUGGAGCUCGAAGGAGGGAUGAAUGGAACGGCAGCGCUACGACGCAGCGUCGGGGCUGGUGCAGGCGCCAUCAGUGGUGGAGCCAUCGAACCAGCACCCAUCGCCACUCUGGUCGUAUACAAGGACGAUGCUGGCUUUGGAAUGAAAGUUUCUGGCGACAAUCCAGUCUACGUUCAAUCUGUAAAGGAAGGCGGUGCAGCAGCAAGAGCUGGUCUUCAUGCAGGUGAUAAAAUAAUCAAGGUGAAUGGAGUCAAUGUGAUGCAAUCUACGCAUACUGAUGUAGUUCAGCUUAUAAAAUCUUCAACGCAAGUUGUACUGACAGUGCAACAGAAACCAGUAACGUCAAGUGGUGGCGCAGCAGCAGUAACAGCGAUAGCGACAGCAACUACAGCAACAACAACUUCCGGUCUACAAGUUGGUGUAGUUGGUGCUACGAGUCAACAAUCUCGUCCAGUUAGUUUAUCGACGGCCGGAAACAUGUCACCUUCGCAACCGGUGACUUCCCUUCACAGAGCAUCUACUGCACCGGCGGGCAGUGCUCCGUGUAAUACUCGAAUUACGGCUCCACAACCAGUUGAUCUUGAGAAAAAGCGGCAGUUGGAAACACAGAGAGUUCACACAUUUCAACUUAUGUUGGAAAAAGAACAAAGUUACGUAGAUAAAUUACGAAGCGAGUUGGCAAAAAACGGCACUGGCAAUAGCAGCACUCACAUCACGGCCAUACAGGCGGAGCUGGCGGGUGCUGAGAGAAGAGUACGCACCUUACAGGAACAACUUGCGGCGAUUAGUACGACAAACGAACAGCUUUGCUCAUUGGUAACAAAUACUUCGUGUUCCUCGGGUUAUUGUCCACUCUCAAGCAGUGGCAGUGGCGCAGACAUGCCACCCCCACUGCCGUCACGCAAAUCCUUAUCCAUGCAAAGUCUCUCUCCGCCGCCUUUGCCUCCCAGACCUCCAUCUACCAUACAAAACACAGUCCAACCGGAGCGACAUCUGCUGAUUCAUUUAACGCCUUCAACCGUCAAUCAGGGAAUUUCUAACUCUUUUUCUCAAGAUGUUAAUUUGAACGCUUCAAACGCGCUCAGUAAACAUCAGCGAACCAAGUCCAGUCCAGAACAAUUGGGAAUAACGGCAAUUUCUCCAUCAGAAGCUAGUAAACGUUUAAUUGCUUCUGAAUCAAUGAAUGAUUUGUUACCUCCAAGACAUGUCAGACAUAAUGAUAUCGAUAUCAAUGAAUUAUCACGUAUCACACCACCAGGAACACCACCGCCACCAUAUCCUGCCCCUGUUUUAGGGCAAGACGUUUUCUCAUCCACAUUAAAUGAUGCACUUGCGACUGAUAUUAUUCCUGGAUUGCCAACGUUCCAACAGCCAAUUAUGUCAAUGGAAGAAGAUGACGUUAGCGAUCAAGAAAUCGGUCAAUUAGAAGAUCAUGGACCGUUCCAAUCUUUAUCUAGACUAUGGGGACAUCAUGCACACCUUGCUGUAUUUAUUAAUUAUGUGUUAUCUAAUAGUGAUCCUUCUAGUUUGUUAUUUUAUUUAGUAACUGAUUUAUAUAAGGAAGGAAAUGCCAAAGAGAUGAAAAAAUGGGCAUAUGAAAUUCAUUCGAGUUUCUUAGUACCUGGUGCGCCAUUAUGUCUGCAUAAUGUAGAUGAGAAUGUUGCGAAUGAGAUUGAUGAUGUCCUUUUGAAAGAAUCUGAUAAAGAAGAAAUUCUCAGAAAGAUAUUUUGGAAAGCACGUACUAGAGCGAAGGAAGAAUUAAACGAACAGUUAACGCAUUUUCAACAGAAAAGGACUGCGGGAUUGGCUACAAUUUUUGGUCCAACCGAUAUUUCUCUUGAUGAGAGCAUGUCUGAUAAAUCACGCGAAACGAAAAUUAUUGAGACAUAUCUUUUGCCGAAAAUGGAACCUUAUUUGGAAGACAUAGAGAAAGAACAUGUGGAUUUACGGCUUUUUACGACAGCAGCUGGUCUAGCUACUAUAUUGAUAAAGAUUUUUCAAUUACGACCAGUAUGGAUCGAUCGAGUACCUACCUUUGUUGCAAAAGAUAAAUCCAACAUCAAAGCACGACUUCUUAUUGGAAAAUCGCGUAAGAUGACGAUCAGAGGACAUCAUUUUGUAGCGCAUCAGUAUUUUACAAUAACUUACUGCAAUCAUUGUCAACUUAUUAUCGGCGGUAUUGGACCUCAAGGAUAUUUAUGCAAUGAUUGUUCCCUCAAUGUACAUCGACAAUGUGUUCGUGUAGUAGAAGAAAAUUGUCCUGGUCCUUUAAUGCGAAAAGAAAGAGCCAAUGAUAGGAUCAGUAAACUUAUGGAACGUAUUCGACCGGAAAGGAAACUUCCAUCAUCCCAUCAUCAUUCUCAAAACUAUGUAUCUCAUCUUGACAAAAUAAAGAAAAGUGAAGAAGAUUCCGGUGUACUAACGGAUGGAGAAAAUGGUGAACAUCGCACAUGCAAUUUGGCCGGAAACAUUCGCAAUAGCUGCGAGAGAAUGCGAAUUUCCAGUUUAGGAGGAAUCAAUGAUCAUACCGAUAAUAUGGAUAAUCCUUCUUCACGAGAAGACAUUUCUGAAAUGGUCCAGCAAAAUAUUUCCAGUAAGCCAAAGACGUCAAACAUCAACAGGUCUGAAAGUUACAAGGAGCGGAUACAUCAUAAGCGGCAGUUGAGAGAAAAAAGGAAGACCAGUGACCCAAAUCUGUCCAAAACAAAUGAUUGUGAACCGUCCGGUAUAUUUCCUGGGAACUCGGCUGGUAGUUCAUCGAAUAGCAGCCUCUCAACAAGGAGUCUGGAUAGUCCUAGUACCAGUUUGGAACAGGUACACCCAACCUCAUCAGCGGCAAACGCGUCAACUUCGUGGGACAGCGAUGUCGAUGUUGAAGCUGAUCCGCCGGAUUGGAGUCAGGCUGUUACCGAAGACGUUCUCGCUCAGCUCAGCAACUCUGAGAAAAAAAGACAAGAUGUUAUUAAUGAGCUAUUUCACACCGAGCGCUCUCAUGUCCGUGCGUUAAAAGUGCUUUCACACGUCUUCCACAAACCUUUGUUGGAGUCCCAAGUGCUACCGUUAGAUCAGAUUCAAUUACUUUUCUCUAAUCUGGAUGAAAUGUUGAUGAUACAUUCACACUUUAAUCAAGCGAUGAAGCGAAAGAAAAAGGAAAAUCCAUGCGUGAGUGAUGUAGGCGAACUUCUGUUAGAGAUGUUCGACGGUGAUGCUGGUGAGAUCUUUGAAAAGGCUGCGUCGACUUAUUGUGCUAAGCAGCAAGUUGCUUUAGAUGCUCUCCGCGAUCGUCGGCGUAAGGAUUCUAAGUUAAACGCCUUCCUGAACGACAUAGAAGCAAAUCCGUUAUGCCGCCGGCUUCAGUUGAAAGAUCAUAUAUUAACUGGCAUGCUGCGACUCACAAAGUACCCGUUGCUCUUUGAAAAUCUCGCCAAGUACACGCCGAACAAUAAUGAAAAAGAAAAAGCAGCUAUAUUGCGUAGUCUCGAGCGUAGUAAAGAGAUACUAAGUCGCGUGAAUCAGGCGGUGAAGGAGGCCGAGGAUCAUCAACGACUUACAGAGAUUCAACGAACGAUCGAUCGAUCAGCCUUCGAUAAAUUUGAUCACCCGACCGUACAAGAGUUCAAGAAUCUUGAUAUUACAAAGCGCAAGUUGAUUUAUGAAGGACCGCUGCAGUGGCGACGUACUGAGCCGAAUCGAUCGAUACCAAAUCGUUCAGUGCCGAAACCAGUUGAUCUGCAUGUAGUGCUGCUCGACGAUACGAUUUUCUUUUUGCAUCGACAAGACGAUAAAUAUCUGCUUAAAUUUAUCAAUACGACCAACCAGGCGGGGAAUUCCGUGCUGAGUCCGAUUGUGAAGUUAUCCACUGUACUAGUGCGUCACAAUGCCGCUGAGAAAGAUUCCCUCUAUCUUGUUAACACUUCAGAAAAUGGUGCGCAGAUGUAUAAUUUAGUGGCACCGUCUUCGGCAGAACGAAAACUCUGGUGCAAACACAUCUCCGAAGCUGUGGAGGCUUAUAAAGCGCGUGAUCGUCACGACAGAAGAUCAACGCCGUCCGCUACAUUGGCGGAGGAGCCAAUGCAUUCAAUGGAAGACGCAUCGCCUUCCGGAAUGGAAACGGAUGGUAUAAAUAUCGAAAAAGAUCAGCCGGAAGAUCGAGAAUUGAGAGAUCUUGGACAAAAUACUGUCGGCAUGCAAGAGCAUGAUGAAGAAAUGCCGGAAACCACUAUCACGGGAACUCCUACAACUGAACAUAUACAACAGCGGAUACAAUCAACUGAGUCGUCAACAACAGGUAUGAUAGAAUCUUUACGAAUGGUCACGUGUACUCAACUAUCAUUAAUAGAUCCAUUGGAAGUUCAUGUAGAAGCACCACCAGUACACGUUGCAGAACCGAUUCUUACGCCAAUAGAAUGUCUGAGGCGUAAGGAUGAAAUAAUUAAACAAGCUCUGCGCGAAAAGCAAUUAUUGAUGGCGGAUAUAUUAAAUAUUCCUAAAGAAGAUUUUGAACAUGUGGCAGACAUAGCAUCUGAACCAUCCACUGUGGAAAAGGAACCUACUGAAUUGAUACUUGCUGCUAUUACUCAAACUGAUCAGCUGAUGGGAAUGCUGAAUUCUUCAUUAAAUAUAAGUGAGACGGAAACAAUAUUUGCGUCAUGUGGAUCAUCGACAUUAUCAUCUUCUGCGUGUGAAGCUACUGGUUGUCCAUCGUUUCGAAAUCAUUCGCAUCCUCAACAAUCAGUCAUGGGAAUGUUGCAGCCGAUCUGUUAUUAUCUAACAUCCCAACUCUCACAACUGUCACAACUCUUGGAGAUUGUAAAAGAGAGAGAAGAAGAACGAGAGAAGCUGCGGAAAGAAUUGCGAAGAAGCAGGGAACGUAUACACGCGCUUGAUAUUGAGGUACAACGUCGUGAAUUUUCGGAAUUAAUGACCACGACAACUCACACACAAACGAUGCUUGAUGACAUUGUGCGCCAAGACAAUAGCAGCAAUGACUUCGCUCAUCAUGAUGAGCUUAUUGAUACGUACGGAGAAACAGCUACUGCAGAUUGCGGAUAUGUGGAAGACCUUGAGCUUAAAGUGGAAACUGAAGGUGACAACAUUGGUUGAAAUAUAUGCUGAGAAACAUUUUAUCGAUGUCUUUCUUGAUGUGGUGCAUUUCAUGUGCGGUGCUGGAACGCUUUUGCAUAAUAGGAAAAUCAAAAUAUGUAGAAAGAAUUGAAAAAUGGA
Molecule: messenger RNA, 5781 nt
Organism: Atta colombica
Lineage: Eukaryota; Metazoa; Arthropoda; Insecta; Hymenoptera; Formicidae
Gene: RhoGEF2
Product: rho guanine nucleotide exchange factor 12
Exons: 27
Coding region: 577-5661 (1694 amino acids)
Biological process (GO): G protein-coupled receptor signaling pathway
Cellular component (GO): cytoplasm
Molecular function (GO): G protein-coupled receptor binding; guanyl-nucleotide exchange factor activity
Source: RefSeq, a predicted model, not a curated record